GCCCUCUCUAAUGAAGACUGGCCCGAUGGGGAGCCGACGGAGGCAGAGAAGGACUUCUGGGAACUCGCCUCGCUCGAGUGCUACGAUCACCUGACGCAGUGGAAGUCCCUGGAGCACUGCGCGACGCUGAACAUCGACAGCGGGGAACCUCCGGACCUCAACAAAAUCUGGAAUGAUCCCUUCUACCAGGAGACAUAUCUGCCAUAUAUAAUCCGCAGUAAGUUGAAGCUGCUGCUCAAUGGGGAGAAUGACCAGACUUUGCUGACUUUUAUUGACGAGGCAAUGAAGUCGGAAGAGAAGAAAGCUCUGAUAGAAAUGCGUUACAGCCAGGAGCUUAGUCUCCUUUACAUCCUGCAAGAUGAUUUUGACAGAGCCAAAUACUACAUAAGCAAUGGCUUGCAGAUCUUCAUGCAGAGCUAUUCCAGUAUUGAUACUUUGUUACAUCAAAGUCGAAUGACCAAACUGCAGUCUGUGCAAACUUUGACAGAAAUACAGGAUUUCAUCAAUUUUAUGGGCAAAACAAGUAAAGACAUUUUUUUCCUCAUUUUUUUUCUG
This is a messenger RNA of Tinamus guttatus (white-throated tinamou), 555 nucleotides long. NCBI's taxonomy places the organism in Eukaryota, Metazoa, Chordata, Aves, Tinamiformes, Tinamidae. The record is from RefSeq and is a predicted model, not a curated record.